CUCUUUCCGUCAAUAAUCGGAGAAAUCUAAAACCGAAAGUAAAUAUUUUCGGAAAAUUGAACUAUUUUCUUUGAAUCUUGGCGUUAAAAAUUGAUUUUUAUCAUUAUUAAUUUGACCUAUUGUCCAAACAUUUACAACAAAACACGAUGCAGUAUGCUAUUUUGACAUUUUUGUUAAUAUAUUAGAUGAUGACAAUUAAUUCUCUUGCCGGUGAUAAACCUUUUGAAGAUAUAUUGUAACUUACUCUUGUCCUUGUAUUAUACGAUGGCUUCCAACGGAGAGGAGAUGGAGCCUGUGGACAAGGAAAAAGAAAUACAGAUUGAGUUUUUUCUUGAAGCUUUCCGUGAUUAUAUAGCCAAGACUGUUGACUACAGAGAUCUUAUGUUUUUUAAGCAUUUUACUCUAGAUCAGAAGAAACAGUUUAGAAGCCAAGCUAAAAAAGGAGCUGAUGACUCUGUUGUAACAAAUGAAAUGAUUGGAGUUAUCCUAGAUAUGAAGGACAAACCUGGCAGAUAUUCGACAUUGGUGAAUUUGUUUCAGUUUGAAUUGGAAAACCAAAAGGUGUCGCAUAUCCUACAAGGAAAGCAAAUGCCGUCUUAUGCUGGUCAACAAAAGGAAAAAAUUCAGAGGGUGAUGAAGGUCAUCUGUGAGAAUUUAGAUAUAGUUGAAAUCUUACCUGUGCUAUUACAACACAAACUGAUUAUAGGAAGAGAAAGUCAAAAUUUACAGAAUACUGCUAAAAAUGAAAGCAAUCAUGAAGCUGCUUUAGAUUUAAUUGUGGGCAUGUUAUCAAAUAGACAAAUACAUUGGUAUUCUAAAUUUUUGCUCUGUCUUAUUGAAGCAGGCAUGGAAUUUCUUGCAGAAAAGAUUGAUAAGCCUGUAUAUGACAGAAUUUUAGGCUACCAAAAGGAAAAGGGGAAAAGUUUGUCCGCACAAGAACAGGAUCAUUUGUUUCAAAGCUGUGAAGAAUAUGGAAUGACGUCUUUAAGUAUGUUUGCCUUGUUUAUUUGGCAUACCGGUAACAAGGGGGGUUAACCAAAAAUUCUUGGA
Ruditapes philippinarum (Manila clam) is the source of this 1050-nucleotide messenger RNA. RefSeq lists its product as uncharacterized. Bases 265 to 1035 code for a protein of 256 amino acids. Lineage: Eukaryota; Metazoa; Mollusca; Bivalvia; Venerida; Veneridae. The record is from RefSeq and is a predicted model, not a curated record. The transcript is spliced from 5 exons.